UGUUUGAUAAAAAUGGUGCUCGUUUACCAGCUGGCAUUCAUUUUGUAUUGAAAAAGUCAACACCUUUUUAUUUGUUGUCUAAGUCCCUAUAUGUAAUUAGCAUGGCGACAGUUUUGGAUUUAGUAAAACAUUAUCAGCAUGCAAUAGAGAAAUACCCUGAAGACGAACAAAAGAUUUUAAAAUGUAUUGAUAAAUUAUUCAAUCUUGAUGUCACUGUUCAACAUCUGCAAGAAACUGGGGUAGGCCGUACGGUCAAUGCCCUGCGGAAACAUCCAGAUGAUGUCGGAAAAGCUUCCCGAGCUCUCAUUUAUAAAUGGAAAUGUAUGGUUGCUGCUGAGGAAAGUGAUCAAGAAAUGGAUCAAAAUAAUGACACUUCAUCCUAUAACGGACAUGGUAAUAAUGGUAGAGAUACCGUCACAAAACACUUAAAAACGGAAGAACAUCGACAGGAAAAAAAUAAUUACAGUAAUAGAACUGAUGAUCAUAAACAUAAUAAAGAAGUUAAUGGUAACUACAGUGGAAUUAAAAGGAAAUAUCAAAGCAGUGAGGAUGAAGAUCAUGAAAUAAAGAAAACAAAAAACACUACUUACAAUGGUAAUGAACAUAUUUAUAACAGAAAAACUAAUGUAAAAAUAAAAUCAGAACCAAGAAGUGAAAGUGAUCACAACUCAGAUCACUCCAAUACUGACGAGACUGAUUCUGAUGUAUCUCAAUCUUCUGAAGAAGAUGUAAAAGUUAAAAAAGAAAUAAAAACAGAAUCCAAGAACUACGAUAAGUUAUCAUCUAGACAGUCACAUAGCAAACAUACUAAUGAUAAAAAGUCGUCUACAAAAUCUUAUGAUUCUGAACAGCAAUCAAGACAUAAAAAUAAAUGUGAUUCCCGAAAGUCAUCUUCACAAGAAAAAUCUCAUAGUCAUAAACAAAAGAGUACACAUGAAAAAGAGAGUAGCUCUGCAAAAAAACAUAAACCUGAUAGCAAUAUACUUGAAAAAGACAAAAAACAAAGAGAUGAAAUUAAAUCGUCAAACAAACAUAGUAGUAGUUCUGGAAAACAAAGAUCUUCUACACAAAGCAAUGAUAGUAGAUCUGAGAAGCAUAAAAGUCACAAUGACAAACAAUCUAGCAAGUCGGAGAAACACGGCAGUUCAAGUCAGUCACACAAAUCUGAAAAAGAUAAGCACAAAAGUUCAACAGAAAAAGAAACUAGUAGUAAACACAAAAUAAAAGACUCUAGCAGUAGUAGUAGCUCUAAAGAAAAGCAUAGUUCCUCUAGUAAGGAAAAGUCUAAAGAUAGAAGCAGUUCCUCAAAAGAAAAGUCAGAUAAUAAAAAUGAGAAAAAACUAUCUAGUGAAAGUAAAUCUAAAAGUAGUGAGAGUAAAAAUAAACAUGAAAAGCUCAAGGCAAGUGGCUCCUCAUCCUCUCAUAAGAGCAGUAAAACAAGCAAUAGUAAGUCAAAAGAAGAUAUACCAAAGAAAAAAAGUCAAGCAAAUAAUAGUGAAGAUAGUGAAGAUGGCAUUGAUUGUGGAUCAGGUGCUAGUUUUGCUGAAGCACUGGGAAUGCUAAGUCCAGCAAAACCAAAAAAGAAAUCUACAGUUGUAAAAGAAAUUCAGUCACCCAAUUCUAAUGAUUUGAGUCCGGCCGCCCUUCUUGCACCGAGCGCCAAGCUAGCACCGCUGCCUACUCCAGAAAUCUCUGGUUUGCCAGAAAUAUCCCCAAACUACAAGCCAAGACCGCCUCCUAAACUACUUCCACAUUUCACCGACGACGAGGCCAUGAGCGCCGUUAUAUCGUCUAAAAACCAAAGAACUAAAGUAUAUUCCGGUAAUAAAGUAAUAGGAAAAAUCCCAACUCUCUACGAAAUGUGUGUUCAACUUCUACAGGAGCACAUUGAUGCACUUGAGUACACGGGCGGCGUGCCAUAUGAACUCUUGAAGCCCGUCGUAGAUAGAGCAAGUCCUCAGCAGCUGUUCGUGCUGGAACAUUACAACCCUUACCUUAUGGAGGAUACUGAUCAUCUGUGGCAAAAGUUUUGCGAGAAACAUUUUAGGAAACAGCAGCGACAUGAGAUGGAGACAUGGAGAGAAAUGUAUAUUAGAUGCCAAGAAGAACAGGAAUACAAACUGAAGAAUUUGACUGCCAAUAUUAAAAUUGCACAGGAAGCAAAAAAAGCGCCAAUUAAACAAACAAAAAUGGCUUAUGUUGAUACUAUUGUGAAACCACCUCGAAACGUCGCCCGUAAACAGGCCCUGCACGGUACAGCGCGAGCGGCGACAGCUAGUCCUGCUGCCCGGGUACCCUCGCUAGCGACUUCACACACGCUGCGGGCCGGCACCGGCCGCCCCUUCCCCGCCCCAUCAUCCGCGGUCGCCCCCAUCGCUUCCCUGGCCUCCCUAAAGCCCAAGAAAGCACCUCUCAUGCAGAAAGCGUUACAAUUUAUGCGCGGCCGUAAGCGAUGAUAGACCAGUCAUUACUUCCACCGGUAGGUAUACUGUGAUGUUCGAUCUUUACUACGAUUUUCUACCAGGACUUAGAAACUUAUUUAUUCCAAUUGAUAGAGUGCGCUAUCGACUAGUAUAGUUGCUUAUCCAUUUUUAAUUUAGUACUGUGAAUGAAAGUAAAUUAAGUAUCAAUAGAAUUUAUUAACUAUAGAAUAUAUAACCCGGAGUGUAAAUUAUGUUUCUUCAAUGUUACUUAGAUAUAUAAAAAUCAUCAUAUAUUCAAUAAAAUAUCGAAUCAUUGUGUAUGUAGAUGUAGUGAAUGUCGACUAGAUAUACCAUGAACAUACCCGUAGAUUAACACAUGUAGAUUGUUUUAAUGGAUAUACAAUAGUAUUGAUAUAUUAUACGAAACUAUUUUUAUCUUUUAAAUAAAAUGGACGAAUCGGUGGACAGAAUAGAAUGAGAACCUGUCAGUGUAAUUAAAAAAAACUGUGUAGGUUCCAUAUAAUUAUUAUUGCUAUAAUACAUACUAACCAAUUUUUAUAUGAUCUCAAUAAAAUUAAUGUAGAAUGGUAAAUAUAAAUAUCAUCAGAUCAUAUGAAACUUAACAGAUCAGUUAAGUAAUAAAAUAACAAACUUAUGAUGUGAAUGAAUAUUUUUACGCUAUUUAUAACUUACAGAAUAAACUGGUUCUUGCCACGAUUAACACCUUCCUACGGUCAAGGUUUAGUAUGAAUUUGAAUUGAUCUAUAUAUUUUCAAAUUCUAUUUUUACUGUUUCUUUAGUUCUAAACAUAAAUAGCAAAAAUGUGUUUACUUAGCACUAAAACUACAUAAGUUUACAUUAUUGGGUUUUUAUAUUUAUACAAAAUAUAAUAUAGUUAAGUAUUUCUAUAGAUUAUCUUGUCCCAUAAUACAAGCUAGUUACUACUAGUUUAAGACUAGAGGAGUGUAACAAAUGAAAAACUGUUAGAUAGAACAUAUUUGCUUAUUUUUAUCAAUUCGUUUAUUUUUUAUGCCUGCAUAUAUGAUAUUACUUGAUCAUGAACACUUUUAUUAGUUCGUUUCAAGUCUUUUUAUCAUUAAAUUUCAGAUACUUGACAAGUUAUGCCCAUUUUGACUAUAGCAGGUUAUUUACUUACUUGUUACUUUUGACGAUUUCAAUGGCUUCUUUGAUUAAUGGGUACAGACAGAUCUUAUACAUACAUAUGUAUAAAUAAAUACAUAACCUUAUAUUGCGUUGUGAUAGUAACUCUAGAACAAUCGGGAGAUAACGACGCGCUCAAAUAAAUGAAUAAUCGCGGUAAGAACCCGUUAAUAUUACGUGUAACAAGAACUUUCGUCAACAGGUAUGUCAAUGAAAUUUUUACUAUAAUAAGUCUCUUUAUUAUUAUAUAAUAUAAUGUAUAUUGCAUUAUUUCAAUUAUAUGUUAAGUACUAGGUACUAGGUACUACCUGUGUGUGUAUAAUACUAUCAAUUUUUACUAAAAUUAUUUUAUGUAUACCAAUUAUUAAUAUGUAAAUAUCUACUUUUUUAUACAAUUUUAUGUCAUAGCAGCAACUAUACUUGGCGUAGUAACUCUUAUCAGUAUAUACAUAAUGUAUUUACACUGUCUAUUUUUUAUAUAUUAAAAUGGUCGAAUAUUUGUUCCUUGUUUAAACCAAAAAUGACAGUGGACAUGAAAACAUAAAUGUUUAAAAUUGAACAAAUUUAAUCCAAUCUAAAUUUAUAGAACUUAGCUUUACGUAUGUAAAUAGUGUAAUUUAAGCAUUACCAACCACACACCUGCUUCUUUGUAAAUAGAAUAUAAUAAUUUUCUUUAUACACUUGAUCUUGUAGUUUAUAAUACUUUCCGGUAGUGAGUCGUCGUUUUUUUUAGAAUUAUUGGCAUUUUGUGAGAACGAAAACGAAAAGUGCGGGUUGCUGUGAUAUGUUCGAAACAUAAUUAUUUUGUGAUGUAGAUGUAUUGUGUUCUCUACAAUACGCUGUAAUACGUUGCUUUGUUAGAAGUAUAAUUAAAUACAGUAUGUAUUAGAUUGUAUUUCUCGUAGUGUAGUAAUAUUAUCAAUAUAAAUUGUUUACAUGUUUCUUAUAUAUGUCAACUUCAGGCCAAAUAAACAGGGGUCAGGCAUUUACUUCUAGUAUUUAGAUGAAAGCUCGUGUAUGGACCUUUUUAACUAUUGCUAUAAAUUGAUUUUCAUUUCAAUCCGUUAUUAUCAAUUGAGCUUGGCAUCCAAUGUCCGAAUAUGUUGAUGAUGACGAGCAUUCCAUUAGUGGAUAUGCUAUUACAACUUUCUCCUUAGUCCUCUCUUAUCACUUUGAUUUUUCACGCACACACUUGUGCACAUGGCUAGGGGACCAUCCGUAAAUUAAGGCACACGUUAAAGGAAGAAGGAGUGGAGGGGUGGAGGGGGGGGGCUGGACUGACAUUGUAUAAAAAGGGGUUGAAGGAAUCACAAGGUUUGUGUAAAAUAAUGAAAUCUAGGACUCAUCCCACUCUUGGGAGUGGUCACAUUUUUCAAUUUUAGUAAAAAUAUGACAUAUCUCAACCAUCAAAAUGUAAACAGCUAGGUGGGAAUGAGUUAAAAAUGUUCUUGAACUCUGUAGGACUUCCAUCGUCAUACACAAACCUGUACCGGAUUGCUUUGAUUAUCGUGUGAAAAAUGUGAUAUAAAGACUAUACGAAGGCGUUUCGAUCUUUAAAUCCUUUUUGCUUAUUCAGUGCAUGACUAUUUCAUAAUAUAUUCAGUUCGUAGAAUCAACUUUAAUUAAAAAAAAAUUCAUUAUUACACCAUAAAAUAUUAUACUUUGUCAUGUCUAUAAGACA
Messenger RNA from Achroia grisella, 5265 nucleotides. RefSeq names its product transcription elongation factor B polypeptide 3. Gene Ontology annotation, biological process: transcription elongation by RNA polymerase II. Gene Ontology annotation, cellular component: elongin complex; nucleus. The transcript has 10 exons. The record is from RefSeq and is a predicted model, not a curated record. NCBI's taxonomy places the organism in Eukaryota, Metazoa, Arthropoda, Insecta, Lepidoptera, Pyralidae. The coding region runs from base 102 to 2456 and encodes 784 amino acids.